Mandrillus leucophaeus (drill) is the source of this 1843-nucleotide messenger RNA. RefSeq names its product zinc finger, SWIM-type containing 1 (gene ZSWIM1). Lineage: Eukaryota; Metazoa; Chordata; Mammalia; Primates; Cercopithecidae. Gene Ontology annotation, molecular function: zinc ion binding. The record is from RefSeq and is a predicted model, not a curated record. The transcript has 2 exons. The coding region runs from base 337 to 1707 and encodes 456 amino acids.
AAAUAGGGAGAAAUGGCGACGGAGCCAGGCUGUGGGUGAGUGAUUCCUGAAGGGGUGGAAGUGUGAGACAGUGGAUCACCGCAGUCAGCCGUCAUACAGCUCCCAAAGGGGUGUGAGGGAGGUUUUCUUCUCAUCCGGCUCCAGCCGGACUCGGAACGUCAGACAUCCACAUCUCCCACCCAGGUUAGAGGCCCGUCUUUGGAAAAAGAUCUGGGAAUGAUUGUCUAGCCUCAAGCCUCAACUUACUUGAAGCUUGAGAGACUCAAAGCCUCAUGGACAGCUGCCCUGCAAAAAAAGUAUUUUGACCUUGGCAUUUGGACAUCUCCCAUCUCCCCCAUGGCCCUGACAAUGCUGAAUGGGCUCCUGAUUAAGGACUCAAGCCCACCUAUGCUGCUGCACCAGGUUAAUAAGACUGCCCAGUUAGAUACCUUCAACUACCAGAGCUGCUUUAUGCAGAGUAUCUUUGACCAUUUCCCUGAGAUCUUAUUUAUCCACCGGACCUAUAACCCAAGGGGUAAGGUCUUAUAUACCUUCCUGGUGGAUGGACCUCGGGUGCAGCUGGAGGGUCAUCUUGCCCGAGCAGUCUACUUUGCCAUCCCUGCCAAGGAGGACACUGAAGGCCUGGCCCAGAUGUUUCAGGUAUUCAAGAAGUUUAACCCAGCAUGGGAGAGAGUCUGUACCAUCCUGGUGGAUCCCCAUUUCCUUCCACUGCCCACCCUAGCCAUGGAGUUCCCCGCAGCUGAGGUCCUGCUCUCAGCCUUCCACAUUUGUAAGUUCCUCCAGGCCAAGUUCUAUCAGCUGUCCCUUGAACGACCCAUGGAAAGGCUGCUCCUGACCUCCCUGCAGAGCACAAUGUGCUCAGCCACAGCAGGCAACCUGAGAAAGUUGUACACACUUCUGAGCAACUGCAUCCCCCCAGCCAAGCUGCCCGAGCUUCACUCACACUGGCUGCUCAACGACCGCAUCUGGCUGGCUCACCGCUGGAGAAGCCGAGCUGAGAGCAGCCGCUACUUCCAGAGCCUCGAGGUCACCACCCGCAUCCUCAGCCAGUUCUUUGGCACCACCCCAUCUGAGAAACAAGGUAUGGCUUCUCUGUUCCGUUACAUGCAGCAGAACUCUGCAGACAUGGCAAACUUCAACCAGGGCCUGUGUGCCCAGAACAAUCAUGCCCCCUCAGACACCAUCCCCGAAAGCCCCAAAGUGGAGCAGCUGGUAGAAUCCCAUAUCCAGCACUCCCUUAAUGCCAUCUGCACAGGGCCAGCAGCCCAACUCUGCCUGGGCGAGCUUGCUGUGGUCCAGAAAUCCACACACCUCAUUGGCUCUGGCUCAGAAAAGAUGAACAUACAGAUCCUGGAAGAUACCCACAAGGUGCAGCCCCAGCCCCCUGCCAGUUGCAGCUGCUACUUUAACCAGGCCUUCCACCUGCCCUGCCGCCACAUCCUAGCCAUGCUCAGCGCCCGCCGCCAGGUGCUCCAGCCCGACAUGCUGCCGGCUCAGUGGACGGCAGGCUGUGCCACCAGUCUAGACAGCAUCCUGGGCAGCAAGUGGAGUGAGACCCUGGAUAAGCACCUGGCAGUGACUCACCUCACUGAGGAGGUGGGUCAGCUGUUGCAGCACUGCAGCAAGGAGGAGUUUGAGCGGAGGUACAGCACCCUGCGGGAACUGGCUGACAGCUGGAUUGGGCCUUAUGAGCAGGUCCAACUCUGAUUAUUCUCGAUGCCCAGAGAUGCUCAAGCACCUGUGCACACUGCACACUCACAUCCAUCUGUACACACACACACACACACAUAUACACACACACUCUCUCUCUCUCUCUCUCUCACUUAUACUGUUGUAUUUCCGU